UUCGUUGUUGGGCAGCUGCAAACUGGAAAGUCCCUGACAGCCAGGGAGGCUUCAGACAGGAAGACUGCGAUGAUGUUUGUCCAUUUACAUGAAGGAUAUUAAUAUUGUUUUCGUUUCGCUAUCUCCGCGGAUAAAAACAUCUGUGUGGUUGUGAUUUUUUUUUCCGAGUAACGUCAGAUGCUCUUUUACGAGUGCUAUCUUAUAUCUCUGUGCAAGCUAGUUCUUUGUGUGGCUAACGUUAGCUGCUAGCUGAGGGAUGUUUUGUUGUUGUUAAAGCCCUCCCGUCGUCUGGGAGAGGAGACUCAUCAGCUGUGCAUGGAGAAACGCCUUCUCUUCUGCUGACAUUACGUUAUCUGUGAAAUUGGCCCGUGAAAUCCCGCUGAGUAGCGUUAGUAAAGCGACACCGAGAUAGGGGAGAGUUUGACCGAAGGAAGGAGAUGGGAAACUGUCUGAAGUCCCCAACCUCGGAUGAUAUUUCUUUGCUCCAUGAAUCUCAGUCGGACCGUGCCAGCUACGGAGACGGUGCUGACCCCGACCUGGAGCCACCGCCCCCCUAUCAGGAGCAGAUCCAUGUGCCUAUCUACCACCCAACACCCAGCCAAGCACGACUGGCCACUCAGCUGACAGAGGAGGAGCAGGUUCGCAUCGCACAGCGAAUCGGACUCAUCCAACACCUCCCGAAGGGCGUGUACGACCCAGGGCGCGAUGGCUCUGAGAAGAAGAUCAGAGAGUGCGUCAUCUGUAUGAUGGACUUUGUGUACGGAGACCCCAUUCGGUUCCUGCCCUGCAUGCACAUCUAUCACAUGGACUGUAUAGACGACUGGCUGAUGAGAUCCUUCACCUGCCCCUCCUGCAUGGAGCCUGUGGACGCCGCGCUGCUUUCUUCCUACGAGACCAACUGACGCGCACACACACACACACACACACACACACACACACACACACACACACACACACACAUACAUGCACAAGUGACCCAGUUAGCCUGCUGGACAGGAUUAGAGGAAUGAACAGAGUGUUAGUGUUAAGGACGAGCAGGAAGGAGCUGGAUCGAGGAGAGAAGUAAACAGACAAUAGGCGUUAUGAGGAUACAAGUGUAAAGGGAAGUCAAGGGGAGGGGAUGAUGGUUAACUGAUAGGAUUAUGACAUUUCCAAGAUCCGCUUUUAUAUGCGUAAAUACACAAACAACUGUUCCCAUUCACACCAUACAGGAGGAAGGUAAUGUGACCACCAUCAUCAGGCUGCAGAUUGUGCUUGAUGGACUGCUGAAGCCUGAUUGCUAUAAUGUCACACUGCAAGACAAGAGGAAAGAAACGCCCUUCAGAAGAUCUGCCAGAUGCUUUGACAUGUCUCCAAGGGUAUGACUCCACACACACUGUUGCAGAGUCAUAUCUGCUGCAAAAACUGCUACCGAUGCAGAUAUGUGAUUUAAAGACUAGAACUGCACAUCAGACUUGAGACUACGGACAUCAGAUAUAUUCUGCAGACACACCACAGGCCUUCACUGGACCACGGCACCCAGGCCCGUAGUUGUCUGUCUGUAUAGAUCUUUUAUGAGAAAAAUAAGAUUGGUCGUUGGAUUGAUUGAUCGUCCCGUAGCUUUGUGAAAUCUGUUCUGUGUUUGUUUUGUCAGUCAGCAUAAGGGCUUCGUCGAACCAUUAUAACACAGAUAUGACAGAGGAAAUACAGUAUGUGCUUUUGUCACUAAUGUGAUAGAUAGCUGGUCGACUGUUGCUGUCAAGCUAUCGACUCCUCAUGACUUUCUCAGUCACAGUGAGAUCUCAGAUUAUUGGCCAAAGCACUAGUAGACCAGUUAACAAACCAUUGAUACAAAUCAGUGGUAUUUGCACUUCUUAUAUUAGACUUAUGACAAAAGUUGACCAUAUGCAUUUAGUGUUUAUGUCAAAGUGAAGUAUGUGAUUUCAAGGACAGAAUUAAAAACAUACACAAGGGUUGGGCUCAUGUGAUGUGUUUGCAUAUGUUAAGUAUCGCUUCAUUCAGCAUCCUGUCGUGUUCAUAAAACCAGACCUAAAGUAAACAUUCACAUGGGAAAUGGUUAACGCUGGCAGGCGCUACCAUCAGGACACUGGUGAUGGAAAAUGUGGUUAUGGGUUGUGUGUCAGUAAAUACAACUGAAGAUGCUUAUUUACCUAAUGUGGUCAGAAUCAGCCAUUAUACAUUGCUGACUAUGUGUUCCCAGUUUAGAAAGGUUAUGUUUCUAUCCAUUUUUAUUUUCAAUCAAUUUGAGGCCUCAAUCAUAAUGAAAGUCCUCGCUUAAUUUUAAAAUGUCUAUUGCCCAAGUCACCCAGUUUACUGUUAAAGCACAAAGAAAUACAAUUGUUCAGUUAUACUUUCCUUCUCCCUGCUAACUUUGGGAUGCAGGUGAGUCGGUAACACUUUGAAUUAUGCAGGAAAUGGUAAGUCAUUUGAGCUUCCCCUGCAUACAUGCAUGAUGCAGAUCCAACACAGUUUGAUAACAUGCCUUUAGUGGUCUGUGUGUGUGUGUGUGUGUGUGUGUGUGUGUGUGUGUUUUUAUUAGGUUUUAUGGCAUUUUGUGUAUGUUUGAGAAAGUUUGGGUGGGGGUGGAGUUGGCACCUUAGUUUUUGCACAGUAUUUUAAUCUAUGUAACUCUUUAUGUUGUACAUUGUCCUCCAUCAGUAAGGUGGAGCUUCAUGGCCUUAGGUUACACAUGAGUGAGUGUUGGUAUCAGCUGCUAAAAUGUGGAGCAGUGGAGUCCAUUUAACUUCAAGAAGAGUGGGGGGGGUGAUACAGGGGCAGUUUAGACUGUGAAUGCUGCUGCAGAGCUGUCAUUGCACAUGCCAUGUUCCUACCACUUUCAUCUGUACUGCAGUACAGCAGACGCACGUUUCAUAUACAAAAGCCUUUUGGAAGUUUUUCCCUUUUUUUCCAUCUCAAUCUGGAUGUAAUCAUGGGGUUGAUUAACAAUCUUAUAGAGGAAAACCAUUUAAAUUAAAGGUAGCAUAUACUAAGCAGCAAUUGUCGGUUGGUGUUUGUUAACACAUAGUCUGCAUAGCCAGACCUACCUAUCUCCGCAGUGCUGUGUCAGCGCUGGAGUAUGGUCUGGCUACACUGCUAUCUGCAGAGCUUCAUCCUGUCGUUGUGUGUCUGUGUGUGUGGGGGGGUGGUCAAACAGACGCAAAGCAGCAUUAACACACAGCGAUGGGGCUGGGGGUUACAGACCUACAGUACCAGUCAAAAGUUUGGACACACUUUUCCAUUCAAAUGAAUGAGAAAGCGUGUCCAAACCUUUGACUGCUUCUGUACGUGGAGCCCAAAGACUAUGGUUGAUGCCCAGAAACGUCCCGAACACAGCAAAAUAAGAAGAAAAUACAGGCAGGGUCUCCCAAAAGGAUUACUUUUGCAUGAGUGUAAAUGUUUUAGGAAAAUGAUGCUUAGUACACCUUUAAGAAUUCCAAUAUGUUAUUUCCAUGGUCAAUAUUUGUGAACAUGAGCUACUCUCUCUCAAAGCCAGAAACCAGAGUCUUAAACUUGUGAUGUCAUCAGGUAUAGUAAGGUAUAAUAAGUCUGGACCUGCUCCAUAGACAGUGAAUGCUUGUUUUCUUUUUUUAUACCCAAACGAGCUUUAUUCUCGUGUAGCGUUCUCAGUUCUGAAACAGAAAAUGUACCCAUGUGCACUCAGUGUCAUCUCAAACAUCUAUCCCAAUUAAUUGUCUAUGGAGCAGUUCCAGACUUUAUUAUUGUAUGACAUCGCAAAUUUGAGUUUUAACACUAGUUUGGGAUUUGGGAGAGAGUUGUUCAUGUUUUCUAAUAUUUUUGGACUGUCUUAGACCAGAAGAAUAACGUAUGAAUUUUCAAAAUGGCCGUAGUUCCCCUUUAAACCACGUCAAUAAUCAAAGGAACAGUUUGACUAAAAAAAAGAAACCACAUACUGAUUAAUGUGAAGACUAGCACUCUUCCAAAGCUACAUGUUUAUGCAUUAGUGUGGCACUUUGUGGAGCUGCUUCAUUUACUCUCUGUAGCAAAUUUGACAUGUUCGAGCUCUUACAACUGAAUAGAUUUCCAGUAAGAUCAGUUCAGAGUUACAAAAUGUGCUCAUAUCCCCGGGAAAUGACUCACUGGUGUCUGUCAUUCGCUAACAAUUAACAGCUGCACAAAUGUUUCUCAUUCAGGAGCCAGAUAGAGCUUUGGCUCUGUCUUUGAAUCUCGGGAGAAACCUAAAAAUGUCCACUUUUUACAGGAAUGAUAUGUGAGUGCUGAUUCAGGGUGGAUUUUCUGCUUUUAAGUUCAGGAUUGAACAUUAAGGUUUGCUCACAUGUGAAUGGGGUAUGUGUGCUGUAUGUUUGUGUAUGGCUGCUUGUUAGAUCUUUCCUUGUUUGUAAGCAUACAUGUACAUAGCUAUGUACUACAGGCAAGUAAUAAAUAGACAUUGCAACUGAAAAUAACUGCCACUGGGUGUGGUUUAUUUCCUCUGUGCACGCUAGAAAGACAAGAAUGGAGUUUUCUUCUACUUUUUCACAAACCGACAUGUCUUACAGCUGAUAUAACUUCUGGACUCUGUAAAUACCAAAUAAAUAUGUAAUGUAUCU
This is a messenger RNA of Sander lucioperca (pikeperch), 4568 nucleotides long. RefSeq names its product ring finger protein 11b (gene rnf11b). NCBI's taxonomy places the organism in Eukaryota, Metazoa, Chordata, Actinopteri, Perciformes, Percidae. The record is from RefSeq and is a predicted model, not a curated record. Bases 438 to 902 code for a protein of 154 amino acids. The transcript is spliced from 3 exons.